AUAAUAAAAUGAAUGUCAGCGUGUUUUACAGUGUCAGUCAGUCAUCCCUCCAGUGUCGUGUCUCUUCCUUUCCACUGUGCUACCCUAGAAUACAGGAUCCCAGCACAAUGCCUCUGUUGAAACUUCCAGCUGAAGGAAAACCUAUUGAUGAUGCAACGCGUAGCUUUGCUGAAAAAGUGUUUGCCUCUGAAGUCAAAGAUGAGGGAGGCCGUCACGAGAUUUCCCCCUUUGAUGUGGAUGAUAUCUGUCCAAUUUCUCAACAUGAGAUGUUUGCUCACAUGUUCCACCUGGAGGCUCAGUCCACCCCUACAGAAACCAGGAGAAAAAGGCGUUUCUUCGGACGGAAGACUAUUAGUUUGUCCGUUCCACAAACUGAAACAUCGUCCACCAAACUGUCCCUCAUCGAUGAGUACAUUUCUUCGUCUCCCACCUACCAGACUGUGCCUGAUUUUCAAAGAGUGCAGAUCACUGGCGAUUAUGCCUCUGGGGUUACAGUUGAAGAUUUUGAAAUGGUUUGCAAAGGUCUUUAUCGGGCAUUGUGUAUACGGGAGAAGUAUAUGCAGAAGUCAUUUCAGAGGUUUCCAAAAACCCCUUCCAAGUACCUGAGGAACAUUGAUGGUGAGGCUUGGGUAGAAAAAGAGAACUUCUAUCCAGUCUUUACCCCUCCUAUGAAGAAGGGAGAAGACCCUUUCCGAACAGAUAACCUCCCAGAAAACCUGGGUUAUCAGCUCAAAAUGAAGGACGGUGUGGUUUAUGUCUAUCCUAACAAAGAAGCAGCCAGCAAAGAUGAGCCCAAGCCACUUCCUUACCCAAAUCUGGACACCUUCUUAGAUGAUAUGAAUUUUUUACUUGCUUUAAUUGCCCAAGGACCUGUUAAGACCUAUACCCAUCGGCGCUUGAAGUUUCUCUCCUCCAAGUUCCAGGUCCAUCAGAUGCUCAACGAGAUGGAUGAGUUGAAGGAGCUGAAGAACAACCCCCACAGGGAUUUUUACAACUGCAGAAAGGUGGACACUCAUAUCCAUGCAGCUGCUUGUAUGAACCAGAAACAUCUACUGCGCUUUAUUAAGAAAUCUUACCAAAUUGAUGCUGACAGAGUGGUCUAUAGCACCAAGGAGAAAAAUCUGACCCUAAAGGAACUUUUUGCUAAAUUAAAAAUGCAUCCCUACGACCUGACUGUUGAUUCUCUGGAUGUUCAUGCUGGACGUCAGACUUUCCAGCGUUUUGAUAAAUUCAAUGACAAAUACAAUCCCGUAGGAGCAAGUGAGCUUCGGGACCUCUACCUGAAGACAGACAAUUACAUUAAUGGGGAAUAUUUUGCCACUAUCAUCAAGGAGGUAGGUGCAGACUUGGUGGAGGCCAAGUACCAGCAUGCCGAGCCCCGCUUGUCCAUCUACGGCCGCAGUCCUGAGGAGUGGAGCAAACUCUCCACCUGGUUCGUCCAAAACCGCGUCUAUUGCCCCAACAUGACAUGGAUGAUCCAGGUCCCCAGGAUCUAUGAUGUGUUCCGAUCUAAGAACUUCCUUCCACACUUUGGAAAGAUGUUGGAGAAUGUUUUCAUGCCAGUGUUCAAAGCCACCAUCGACCCUCAGGCUCACCCAGACCUCAGUGUUUUCCUCAAGCACAUUACAGGCUUCGACAGUGUAGAUGAUGAGUCCAAACACAGCGGCCACAUGUUCUCCUCCAAGAGCCCUAAGCCCCAGGAGUGGACCAUGGAAAAGAACCCAUCUUACACUUACUAUACCUACUACAUGUAUGCAAACAUCAUGGUGCUCAACAGCCUGAGAAAGGAACGAGGCAUGAACACAUUUCUGUUCCGACCUCAUUGUGGGGAAGCUGGAGCUCUCACUCAUCUCAUGACAGCGUUCAUGACAGCAGAUAACAUCUCUCAUGGCCUGAAUUUAAAAAAGAGUCCUGUGUUACAGUACUUGUUUUUCUUAGCCCAGAUUCCCAUCGCUAUGUCGCCAUUAAGUAACAACAGCUUAUUUCUAGAAUACGCCCGAAAUCCUUUUUUAGAUUUCCUCCAGAAAGGGCUAAUGAUCUCACUGUCUACAGAUGACCCAAUGCAAUUCCACUUCACCAAGGAGCCCCUAAUGGAAGAAUAUGCCAUUGCUGCACAAGUCUUCAAGCUGAGUACCUGUGAUAUGUGUGAAGUGGCAAGAAACAGUGUUCUGCAAUGUGGAAUUUCUCAUCAGGAGAAAGCAAGGUUUCUGGGCAACAAUUACCUUGAAGAAGGCCCUGCUGGAAAUGAUAUCCGAAAGACAAAUGUGGCCCAAAUCCGCAUGGCCUAUCGCUAUGAAACCUGGUGUUAUGAACUUAAUUUAAUUGCUGAAGGGAUUAAAUCAGGAGAAUAAAACAAACAAAAUAAUGACAUGGGUGAGAUUUUCAUUGUAAGGUAUAAAUAGCAAUGGUUACUAGUUAUCAAAUCCCUACUAUAAGCCAAAGAUUGUAUUAGAUAUUGGUCCAUUGACAUUAUUUCAUUUAAUGCUUUGCACAACUUUAUAUAUUGUCCCCAUUUUGGGGGAGAUAAGUAAACUGAAAUUAGUGACCUAUAUAAAGAUAUACCUAGGAAGAGGUAGCAAUGGAAACCUGGGUUUGUCUGACUCUAGAGUCAUGACUUUCAGGCAAAAUAGUUAUUAAGGCAAGGCAAAAAUACAAGCAAAUGAUUAGUUAUAGGGAGAAUGCAGGCUUUUGGUUUACAGAAUGGGACUUGCUAAAGGCAUUUAGACCACUGAAAAGUCCUUUUGACAGGAUACAGCUGAAGAGUGACUUUCUUAGACAAAAACGGAAGUGGUGUAACCCAGUAUAGAAAAUCUGUAAUUAUGAGUUGUUAGGGAGAAUUUAUCUUACAAAAUGAUUCUUAGUUUUAAGAAUGUAAUUCACAAUUAAGUUAUACUCAGCCAUAGUGGUACAUUUUAAAUGAUUUUAUUUGCCAAAAGAAAAGUUGCACAUGUAACUUUUUAGAAUCAUUCCUGUUACUCAAGGUCAAGUGGAAUUCCAAUUAACCAGACUAUACUUCUAUACACACACAGUUGUAUUGCCAUCUAGUGGUUGGGCUAAUAAUUUCAUUCACCUUAUUCAAUAAACAAUUACUGACCAAACAUCUAAAAUUUCAGUCCAGUACAUACCUAGACAGCAAAGGUAUAAGGAAUAAGAUCUCAUUCUUUUAUAGACUACAACUAGUAUCAAAUUGUUCGCAGCAUGAAGUUACAGCAUGAGUAGGUACAAAUGUGAAAAGGAGCAUUUUGUGAAAUAUCUUAAAAAAUAAAGACAUUUCAAAGGGAAAAAAAAAAUUAAAAGCAAAUUCCUAUAUGCUUCCACAUUCUGUACAGGUGGUCCUAAGCAUAGGUGUGAUUCCAACAUGUUUGUACUAGCCCUGGUGUAUGAAAUCUCUCCCUGGUUUCUGAAGUUGAAGUUCUCUUUGCUAAGUAUUUUUAAGUCACUUAGACAACCUGAUUUUUCUUUUACCUUGAUCUCUUUGUUACCAAAAUAAUACAAACUGCCAAAUUAAACGUUCUAUUCUCAGAUUUUAAAAGGCAUGAACUACCAUUAUGUAUAUCUCCAUCUUACCCAUGAGAGGGCAGUAGAAUACAUACACGUCAUUUAUUACAUCCAUAGAGAGGAUGAAGAUGAAGAUUUGGUUUCAUAUUUAGUACUUGGAAUUUGAUCUGCUCAUUUUGGCUUAUAAUCUUCCUGAAUGCAAAGUCUGGAAUAAAUCUGAAUUUUGAAAUAAAUUUCAAAACCACACUAUUUUAGCCCAACAUUUAUCUUUUGGGGAGUUUUCUAAAUACACAAGGAUUUUUUUGGUGGUGAGGGGGAGGGGUCCGAUCGUUGUUCAAAAUUUACUACAAACAAUAUUUACAUUUAUUUCCUCACUGAGAAGUGAUUAAAAAUAUGUCUUGACAUUCCUUCCCUCCCCGCCCCCACCAUUAUAGAAGAUAAUUCCUGUUUUAUUCCCCAUAGCUCAUGGUUUCACAACGGUUUGGGAUAUGCAGCUUUUACUCCUUUGGCUAAGUUGGCCUGUGAGAGUCAUCUGUGAUGUGUGACCAAACACCGCUCUUUCUGGUCUUCUAUUUUGGUACCUUCAUGUGAACAGAUGUGGGAAGCGUUUGGUCACCAGAUCCAAGAGGCUCCGGUGGCGUGGCGCGGGGUAGGGUGGAAUCGGGCGGGCCCAGGUUGGGUUGGGUAGUUAGCAAGUGCCUGGGAAACAGGCUCAACUCAUCCUUGACUAGCAGCCUUAGUGAAACUGGGCUGCUGCUCGCAGUAGGCACCGCGCCAUGCACAUACCUGAGGACGAGCGUGUUGCAGGCGCAGCGCUUAAUCAUGUCACAACAGGGCGUGGGAGCCGACCUCAGGCACUGGGAGUAUCAAAGGCAAUUCUGCUCUGGGAUUUCAAGCCUCAAGUGUCGGGAGCGUUAUAUUCAGCUGUGCAUUUCAAGUCGGGGCUGUAUUGCAACUGCCGGAGACAUUUUUGCCCCCCUGAGCUCAGCCUGAGAAAUGAUGCUGCUCUUUCACUGGAGACACCAGGCCUUCUACAUUCGUUGGCAGGAGACAGUACGGUUUCCUUGAGUGAGGUGCCAUUUGAAUUUCUUGAUUAGGCUUUGUCUCACGGGUAGCUGUGAAGAGUCAACAUUAUGUAAAGUUCUUGUCCAUCGCCGUGGAGCCUGUUGGACGGCAGGCACGGUGACUAAGGAACUUUGUCUAGAGGCCUCGGCCGGACGACAGCCGUGGCUGCCGCUUGCCUGCCGGAGCGCAGCUUCUUGGAAACCAGGCUCCUGGGCAAGGUUCUGGCCCCGACACUGGACUCGAGCGGGGGCGGCUCCCCGCAGGAAGGUCCUCGGGCGGUGCCGGGGGCGGGUCCAAGGGUGGGUCCAAAGGUGAGGGGUGGGAACAUGAGCCAAUAAGAACAGGGCUUGGCCGGGCCGGGGCGGGGCCUGCGGCCGGGUCUACGGGGGCGGGACAGAGCCCACCCCAAGUGGAACUCAGCAGACCUGGCGCCUCGGCUGAGAGGACUAAGCCCGGCUGCCCAGAGGCGGAGGCGGCCUCGAGGCCCAGCGCAGGAUUAUUCAAGAUAGAGCUGUAGCCAUUUUCACCAAGGAUCGAUGAUAAGAAUUUUUCUUUUUAAAAAAAGAUUUUCAAGUUAAAGAUGAAAGGAAAAUACUGGAAUUUUUCGGAUUCUAACUCGUGAGAUAAUGAAUAUAGUUUUUCACAGUGACUUCUGAUGGGACCUUAGUAAAAUUCAUUGUUUGUCAUGCACCCAACUGGGAACAUGGAUGUUGGCUUUUCUCGUUCUGCUGUUCAUACACUGUCAAGAAGCCACUGCAGAAACAUCAAGCAAAAAAUUUCCCA
This is a messenger RNA of Bubalus bubalis (water buffalo), 5346 nucleotides long. RefSeq names its product adenosine monophosphate deaminase 1 (gene AMPD1). The coding region runs from base 9 to 2351 and encodes 780 amino acids. The transcript is spliced from 17 exons. NCBI's taxonomy places the organism in Eukaryota, Metazoa, Chordata, Mammalia, Artiodactyla, Bovidae. Gene Ontology annotation, molecular function: AMP deaminase activity. Gene Ontology annotation, biological process: IMP salvage; AMP metabolic process. The record is from RefSeq and is a predicted model, not a curated record. Gene Ontology annotation, cellular component: cytosol.